AGGGAACGUUUUCUUCUCGACCCCAAUCCCAAUAUCACACCCUCCCGAAUCAUCUCCGAAUCGAAUCACCGAGCAAAAUGGACUACGUCGAGCAGCGCAUGGCGCAGGAAGCAGCCAAAGCGGCUUCAGCAAACGACGCCGUCAGAACCCCUCUCAACGUCCUCCUCCUCGGCGCCCUCCUCUACACGACCUACUCGCUCUACUUCCGACGCUCCUCGCCCGCGACCCUACCCCGCGAACCGCCAGCGACCGUAUUCCGCACCUUCAAUCCGCACACCCUCCUCCCGUACAGCGGCGCCAACGGAGGACCGGUCUACCUCGCCGUGCGGGGUCGGGUGUUCGACGUGUCGGCCGGGCGCAACUUUUACGGGCCCGAGGGCCCCUACGCCAACUUUGCCGGCCGCGACGCCUCGCGCGGCUUGGCGUGCGGGAGCUUCGACGAGUCCAUGCUCACCAAGGACCUGGACGGCCCGCUGGACACGCUGUCUGACCUGGGGCCUGAGGAGAUGGAGGCCCUGCGCGGGUGGGAGGAACGGUUCGAGUCCAAGUAUAUAGUUGUUGGGCGGCUGGUUCCUGUGGGAGAGGAGGGAAAGUAAGAGGAACCAAGUCGAAGAUGGGAUACCAAGGGACGAGACGAGAGGGUGUUCCACUGAAGAGUUGGGUGACUGCUGCAGGCGAUUGGGGCGCUCAGCCCAGACGUACGCCAGGGGUAAAUUAAGCGUCUGGUCAGAAGGAAUGACGUAUGAUGCUAUGAUGCCAAGUUCCGAACAGUUUCCGACAUUAGAGUAAAACAAGCCUUGUUCCAAUUCACUCCCACAAACGUCCACAAUUAACAACGAGAUGUGUAUUCUCCGUAUGCUCUCUUUGUCUCUUUCUUAAGCACUUCAUGGGGCGAAGAAUGCAAUUGAAAUGCAAUUGAAAUAUUAAUUGAUUAUAGGACGGACGACUGGAAGGUCAGCCAGAGCAAGGACAAUCGUGCGUCAGUAUAUGGGCAAGUCAGAUCGUUAAUUUCCUGC
Sodiomyces alkalinus F11 is the source of this 1016-nucleotide messenger RNA. Its product is annotated as cytochrome b5. The coding region runs from base 78 to 596 and encodes 172 amino acids. The transcript has 2 exons. NCBI's taxonomy places the organism in Eukaryota, Fungi, Ascomycota, Sordariomycetes, Glomerellales, Plectosphaerellaceae. The record is from RefSeq and is a predicted model, not a curated record. Gene Ontology annotation, cellular component: membrane; endomembrane system.